This is a messenger RNA of Melitaea cinxia (Glanville fritillary), 5460 nucleotides long. RefSeq names its product unconventional myosin-Va (gene didum). The record is from RefSeq and is a predicted model, not a curated record. Gene Ontology annotation, biological process: actin filament organization; vesicle transport along actin filament. Bases 1 to 5460 code for a protein of 1819 amino acids. Gene Ontology annotation, molecular function: actin filament binding; microfilament motor activity; ATP binding. The transcript is spliced from 40 exons. Gene Ontology annotation, cellular component: vesicle; cytoplasm; myosin complex. NCBI's taxonomy places the organism in Eukaryota, Metazoa, Arthropoda, Insecta, Lepidoptera, Nymphalidae.
AUGACUACGAAGGAACUAUACACCAAGGAUGCCCGCAUCUGGGUGGAGCAUCCUAUCCACGUGUGGGAGGGCGCCACUGUGACCAGCGACUACCGUUCCGGAGUCCUCAUCGUGAAGAUCGACCAGACUGGCGAAAUUAGACAGAUUAAAAUCGCAGAUGAAACCAAACUGCCGCCAUUACGGAAUCCAUCUUUGUUGAUCGGUCAGAACGACUUGACUUCGCUGUCAUAUCUUCACGAGCCAGCUGUUCUACAUAACCUUAAAGUCAGAUUUUGUGAUCGUAAUGCCAUAUAUACGUAUUGCGGCAUCGUACUUGUUGCAAUCAAUCCUUACUACGAGUUACCUAUAUACGGUGAUGAAACAAUCAUGGCAUACCGUGGACAGUCCAUGGGUGAUUUGGACCCGCACAUCUUCGCGGUGUCAGAGGAGGCCUACACGAAACUCGAGAGGGAAAGGAGGGACCAAAGUAUUAUCGUGAGCGGUGAAUCCGGUGCCGGUAAGACGGUAUCAGCUAAAUAUGCGAUGCGAUACUUCGCUGCCGUCGGAGGGAAUGCCAGUGAGACCCAAGUGGAAAGAAAAGUCCUUGCAUCCAGUCCUAUCAUGGAGGCGAUAGGCAACGCAAAAACAACACGUAAUGACAACUCGUCACGUUUUGGAAAGUUCAUCGAGAUACACUUUGACACGCAAUACCGGAUAUCCGGUGCGAGCAUGCGCACUUAUCUUCUAGAAAAGUCUAGAGUUGUUUACCAGAGUCCAGAUGAACGGAACUACCAUAUAUUCUAUCAGCUAUGUGCAGCAGCACAUUAUAUGCCGGAAUUAAAGUUAGAUCACCAAGAUUCGUUCCACUACUUGAACCAGGGUGGCUGCCCUAACAUUGACGGAGUGGACGAUUUGAAGGCUUUCAAUGAGACAAAGUCAGCUCUUAUUACGUUAGGUGUGUCAGAGUCAGAACAGCAACAGAUGUUUACUGUACUGGCAGCCAUCCUACACCUCGGUAACGUUCACCUAGCCGGUGAACCUGAUACUGACGACCAGGACGCUGACGGCGCUUAUAUUGACUCGGAUGACGCUCACCUUUCAACGGUAUGCUCUCUACUGGGAGUAUCGCGUCCCGAACUAUCGCGCUGGCUCACACACCGGCGUCUGGCAUCCGCUCAUGAAGUUAUCGUAUCACGUAUGGACGUUAGGAAGGCGGAAUUUGCCCGCGAUGCCCUCGCGAAGCGGCUGUACGGGGAACUCUUCGCGUGGCUAGUACAGGCAGUCAACCGAGCGCUUGAUACUGGACACGCUAAGAGACACUUCAUCGGUGUGCUGGACAUCUACGGUUUUGAAACAUUCGAGAUCAACUCAUUCGAGCAGUUUUGCAUCAAUUAUGCCAACGAGAAGUUACAGCAACAGUUCAACUCACACGUCUUCAAGUUGGAACAGGAUGAAUAUAUUAAGGAAGAGAUAUCAUGGAAGAUGAUUGACUUCUACGACAACCAGCCAUGCAUAAACCUUAUAGAGGACCGGUUAGGUGUCCUAGCACUUCUGGACGAAGAGUGCCGGGUGCCGCAGGGCUCCGACCGCGGGUUCGUGGCAAAGCUCCAUGACAAAUGUGCCAAGUACCCGCAUUUCCUCAAACCUAGGUUCGGGGACGCCGCGUUUAUAAUAAAACACUUCGCGGACAACGUGGAAUACCAGUGUGGGGGGUUCCUGGAGAAGAACCGGGAUACAGUCCUGGAGGAGCAGCUCGAGAGCAUCCGAUCAGGGACCGCCUGUAGACUCGUGAGGGUCAUGUUGGCUGACCCUGAACAGACCAGUUCAUCAGCUACCUUGCCUCCACCUUCUAGAAGAAGAACUACACCUUCAGUACCGCUUGCUAGUUUGACUCAACCAGGCCGGCGCGCGUCCGGCCAGAAGGCGACGGUGGGCGCGCAGUUCCGCGCCUCGCUGUCCGCGCUCAUGGGCACGCUGUCGGCCACCACGCCGCACUACGUGCGCUGCAUCAAGCCCAACGACACCAAGCAGCCCUUCCAGUUCGACGCGGCGCGCGCCGUGCACCAGCUCCGAGCGUGUGGUGUUUUAGAAACUAUCAGGAUAUCGUCAGCUGGUUUCCCAUCAAGAUGGCUCUACCAGGACUUCUUCCAACGAUACCGCCUGCUCUGUCGCCACAAAGACAUAGACCGAGCGAACAUCAAGAAGACCUGCUCAAUAAUCCUGGAGAGACACGUCAAAGAUCCAGACAAAUAUCAGUUCGGAGCUACGAAGAUAUUCUUUAGGGCUGGACAGGUGGCAUACUUGGAAAAGGUCCGAGCCGACUUGCAACGACUGUACUGUGUGAGGGUUCAGAGCUGUGUUCGAGGCUUCUUAGCGAGGCGGAGAUACAAGCGACUCACUCGCGCUCUACACGGUCUACAGGCGAGGGCAAGGGGCUUCCUCGUCAGGAAAAAAGUGCAAGAGAUACGGCGCAACCGCGCCGCGGUCAAGAUCCAGAGCGCCGCCCGCGGCUGGCUCGCGCGGAGCAAGUUCCGGCGGCUGCGGCGCCUGGCGCUGGGCCUGCAGGCGCGCGCGCGGGGCUGUCUGGCGCGGCGCCUGUACAGGAACAAGAAGAUUCUCAGAGCCACUAUCGGCCUACAACGCUACGCUCGUGGCUACCUCGUGAGGCAGCAGGUCAAAAAGAAGAGAAGGCAGAUAGUCAUAUGUCAAGCUGCGGUUCGUCGUUGGCUCGCUCGCCGUCUCUACAAACGCCUCCGCAUCGAAGCCCGAAGUCUAGACCACGUCAAGACCUUGAACAAGGGUCUAGAAAACAAGAUCAUCAGUCUCCAGCAGAGAUUGGAGGAUGCGCAGGAGAAGGCCAGAAAAACAGAACCUCUGCAAGCCCAAAUAGCUGAAUUAAGGGCCAAAGUCGAAACACUAAAACUGGUGGAAAUGGAAGCGAAAGCCCUAAAGGUCGACAUCGUCGCCAAAGAUAACUUACUAGACACUCUCCGUGUAGACAUAGCGAAGGAGAAAGACACUAAUAUGAAGUUAAUAGAAGAGAAGAGAGUUAUAGAAGAGAAAUACAAGAAGGACAAAGAUGUAUGGGAAGCGGAGAGUGAGAAGCUGGCUAACGAGUUGAGAAGUACUAAGGAACACUAUGAAAUGAUUCUUGAGGAACGAGAUAAGCAACACGAAGCCGAGAAAAAGGCGUUGUCUCUUGAACUGGAGUCGGAGAGGCAAAGUCGACAGAAGCUGCUAUCGUCUCAAUAUGAACUGCAAGAGCGUCUCGAUUCUAUACAGAGGGCGCCAGCACCCAAAGAACACAGGAGAUCGCUGUCAGACGCUAGCACCAAUUCACAACAAGAGAUUACUGUUGAGGAUGACUUCGGCUACGGCUCGGUGCGGUCGACGGAGUCGUCGCGGCCCGCGCUGGAGGCCGUCAACUGGGCGGCCGGCGCGCACGGCGGGCCCGCGCCGAUGGCGGAUGCUGGGUUAGUACUGAGAAUGCAGAACAGGAUCUCAGUGCUGCAGAGCGAACUGUCUCGUACUGCGAAGAGAGCCGCUGACUUGGAGGAGAGGCUUAUGAACCGCCUGACAUCCCCCCCAUCGAACCCAGACACAGACAGGUUCCGAGUGGAGGAACUAGAAAUCGAGAACAAGAAGCUACGCGAACAUAUAGACAGGCUGAGAUCAGCUGACAGCUCACAUAUGUCCAGGGAAAUUGUUGAUCAACUAGCAGCAAUGCAGAAAGAGUUAGACAGACGUCGAGACGAAUGCAUUCAGUUGAAGAACGUUCUGACACACCAAAAGCCAUGGUUCCAAGCGUUGAAGAGCGUUACUGUGAAUCUAAAGUCGCUUGCGAGUAACUACGGAUCGGAUGUUGAUAUUAUAAAUGAAGAUGGCGAACUGGCAACUGCGUAUGAAGCUCAGAAGGGAAUUAAUAGACAACUCCAAGAAGAAUUGCUAGCAGAGAAGAAGUUCUAUUCCGAACACAUGUCGAAGGUGAAGCAGGAAAUGGACAGGCUUCGAGAUGAAAAUGAGAAAUAUCAGAAGUUGCUGAGUGCAGAAUUAAGUCAGGAACCCAAGAACAAGAGCCAGGAAUACGCCCAAAACGAAAUAAUAAGGCUUGCGUCUGAGAGUCUCGCUAUACAGGAACGUGUCGAUAAGUUGUCAGAAAGCUGUCGACGGUACAAAAACCAAAUCAGACUUUUGGUCGCGAAGUUAAAGGAGGCGGGUAUUGAAGAUGUCCAAGAUAUCUUGGAGGGUAACGAGACAAUUGUAACUCAAAAUACAUCAACGGCGCUCGAGAUCCCGCCUGUAAUGCGAAAGAAAGAGAGAGAGUACCUCGGAAUGUUCGAGUACAAGAUACAAGACGAAGGAACUAUCAUCAAGAAGUUGAUUACAGACCUAAAGCCUCGCGUGGCGACGACGCUGCUGCCGGGUCUGCCGGCCUACAUCCUGUUCAUGAUGCUGCGCCACACGGACCACGUGGACGACGAACCCAAGAUGCACCAGCUGAUCAAGGCGGCGCGCGCUGCUGUUAAGAAAGUUCUCAAACGCCGCGCCGACAGCGUCGACUACUUCGCGCUCUGGUUGGCCAACAUGCUCCGAUUACUAAACAAUUUAAGACAAUACAGCGGUGACGCAAAAUACCAAGCGGGUAAUACGCCGCGACAGAAUCAACAGAGCUUGAGGAUCUUUGAUCUUUCUGAGUACAGGCAGGUUCUGAGCGACCAAGCCAUCUCUAUAUAUCAAGGACUGAUCACGCUGCUGCAGCGGCACCUGGAGCGGCUCAUCAUGCCCGCCAUCCUGGAGUACGAGGAGAUCAGCGGCCUGUCGGGCCCCCCGCGCGCCGCGCCCUCGCCCGCCUCCGCCGGCCCCGCGCGCCUCAAGCACGAGCUCGCCUCCACGCACGACACGCUGCGCGCGCACGCCGUGGACCCGCCGCUGCGCGUCAUACUGUUCAAGCAGCUGUUCUACUACAUCUGCGCGUACAGCCUUAACCAGCUGUUACUACGAAAGGACCUUUGCUGCUGGGCAAAGGGCCUGCAGAUCAGAUACAACAUCUCCCACCUUGAGACAUGGAUCAAAGAACAUUUGGCUGAAUACGGCCAGAAGAAUAUGGAGGAGAUCCUGAGCGUGCUGAAGCCCAUCACUCAGGCCGUGCAGCUCCUGCAAGCCCGCAAGUCCAUGGCAGACGUCGCCAGCACCGUGGAGAUGUGCGCCGACCUAUCUGCCGUGCAGGUUUGCAAGAUCUUGAACAUGUACACACCGGCCGAAGAGUACGAAGUGAAAGUGACUCGCGAGUUCAUCCAUGAGAUACAGAAGCUGAUGCAGGAGAGGGCUGGACCCAACGCGAACAAGGAACCGCAAAGUCUGCUAAUGGACACGAAGAUGAUCUACUCUGUCCAUUUCGAGUUCAGCCCAUCACCAAUACGCUUAGAAGACAUAGAAGUACCAGAAGUGCUGGAACUGAACGGGCUUCUGACAAAAAUAUAA